AUGCCCGCGGUCGUCGAGAUCAUGGCAACAACACCGAAUUCACAGAGCGCUAUGGAUAGCGACAAGAAACGCAACAAGCUGGGAUAUCACCGAACUUCUGUCGCAUGUGUGCACUGCCGACGGCGGAAGAUCAGAUGCUUGGUAGCGCCUGACGAUGCGCAAGGACGAUGCGAAAACUGUAUCCGCUUGCGCAAAGAAUGCCAGUUCUUCCCAGUCGACCAACAACCCCCAGUGGAGAAGAAAUCCCGCCCAAAUUCAAGAUUGGAGACCAACCCACCCGAUCCCUCAGUCGCCACCCCACUCGCCUCGUCACCCACCACGUUGAACCCGGACUCGGUCGAUUCGUUUUACUCGUAUUCGCAGAUGCCGUUGGGGGCCUCGUCAGGGCCCGAAAUGGCUGCGUUUAAUCCGGCCUAUGCUGGUUCCCAAAUGGCCACUUUCCCAGAUCGGCCGAUGGGACAGGACGAGUUCGCUGGUCAUCCCGCGAUGGAGGGAGUUGGGGUAUGGAACGAGUAUACGGCGAUGCAAGACCCUCAAAUGAUGGCCACGAUGGGUAAGGGCCAAAUGAUGAAUCUGUCCCCCGAUGUCUGGAAUACGGGAUCCGUUCCCUCCAUCCCCUCUACGUCGCCCAUGGAGGCUCAAACACAGCCAAUGGCAGCUCCAUCCUACCCGAUGCAGACCCUUCAGCCGGACGGUACAGUCUGGCAAGUGCCGCCCCCAGGACCAACAAGGACAAUGAGCUUCCCCGGACAACCAGACAUGAAUGCUUCCUUCGCGAACCAGUACCAGCACCAGAUGCCCCCCCGAAUUGAAACGAAGAGUCACCACACCGGCUCACAACCUCUCUGCCUCGAGCAUUGGGUCCCAGAGCGCUCCCCCAGGCAUGGAGAUGCAAGCACCCCCCGGUUCAGUCCCGUAUGGAGCGCAGAGCGGGAUGGGCUAUUCCCCAUGGCCCAUGAGCAGCAUGCCCCCGGGCGUUGCGGUACCCUACCCAAUGUAUGCCGGGGCACCGCCUACGGCGACCCCAUGGGACAUCCAGGGGCCCCGGGACACUCAGGGCCGUAA
Molecule: messenger RNA, 1065 nt
Organism: Penicillium chermesinum
Lineage: Eukaryota; Fungi; Ascomycota; Eurotiomycetes; Eurotiales; Aspergillaceae
Product: putative C6 finger domain protein
Exons: 3
Coding region: 1-1065 (354 amino acids)
Biological process (GO): regulation of DNA-templated transcription
Molecular function (GO): zinc ion binding; DNA-binding transcription factor activity, RNA polymerase II-specific
Source: RefSeq, a predicted model, not a curated record